Molecule: messenger RNA, 2402 nt
Organism: Sphaeramia orbicularis (orbiculate cardinalfish)
Lineage: Eukaryota; Metazoa; Chordata; Actinopteri; Kurtiformes; Apogonidae
Gene: tada2a
Product: transcriptional adaptor 2A
Biological process (GO): regulation of transcription by RNA polymerase II; chromatin remodeling
Cellular component (GO): SAGA-type complex; nucleus
Molecular function (GO): transcription coactivator activity; chromatin binding; zinc ion binding
Source: RefSeq, a predicted model, not a curated record
UUAAAAUAUCAUCAAAUGGAUCGACUGGCAUCUUUUGGAAAUGACCCUUUCGAUAAACCACCAUGCAGAGGCUGUUCAUCUUAUCUUACUGAGCCUUAUAUUAAGUGUGCAGAAUGUGGACCCUCUCCUUUUUUGCUAUGUCUUCAGUGUUUCACCAGAGGAUUUGAGUACAAGAAGCAUCAGAGUGACCAUAAAUAUGAAAUAAUGACUUCAGACUUUCCUGUACUGGAGCCGGGAUGGACAGCACAGGAAGAAAUGGCCCUGUUGGAAGCAGUAAUGGAUUGUGGCUUUGGAAACUGGCAGGACGUAGCAUAUCAGAUGCGCAGUAAAACGAAAGAGGAAUGUGAAAGCCACUACAUGAAGAAUUUCAUCAAUAAUCCACUCUUCUCCUCCACCUUGCUUAGCCUGAAGAAAACAAAAGACUCUCGUUUUGCAGACGGUGCUAUUCCUUUCAAACCCACUGAUGACCCCCCUCGACCUACAUUUGACUCUGUACUUUCACGAGAUAUGGCUGGAUACAUGCCUGCAAGAGCAGACUUCAUGGAGGAGUUCGACAACUAUGCAGAAUGGGAUUUGAAGGAUAUUGAUUUUGUGGAUGAUGACUCAGAUGUCUUACGUGCACUAAAGCUUGCAGUUGUUGAUAUCUAUCAUUCAAGAUUAAAGGAGAGACAACGAAGGAAAAAGAUUAUCCGAGACCAUGGACUGAUCAACUUGCGGAAAUUUCAAAGUGCUGGAGCGAUGCACCCAAAGGAGGUGCAGGAGAUGUACGAUGUCAUGAGACGAUGUUGCCGAGUGGUGGGACCAGGUGCCGACAAAUUCAUCGAAAGUCACGCAUUGGAGUUCGAGCUGAGGAGAGAGAUCCGUCGGCUGCAGGAGUACAGGAAAGCAGGGAUCAAGUCUUUCUGCAGUGCCAAGGUGUAUGAGCGGGUGAAGCGAAUGCGAGAGGAUGAGCGAAGGAAGAGGACCAUGCUGUGUGACGUGCUGCAGUACAUCCAGGAUGGCAGAGCUUGCCAGCAGUGGCUCAGCAAACAGGCUGCAAUAGAUGCUGGCAUUACUCCAGCUGUCACAAUGAUCACAGUGUCAGCAACAGGUAGGAGGAGCGCCCCCCCUCUUAACCUGACUGGGCUGCCAGGAACCGAGAAGCUCAAUGAGCGGGAGAAAGAGUUAUGCCAGGUGGUGCGGUUGGUGCCGGGGGCCUACCUGGAAUAUAAGCAGGCCUUGCUUAAUGAGUGCAGACGGCAAGGUGGACUGCGGCUGGCCCAGGCCAGAGCACUGAUCAAAAUCGAUGUCAACAAGACACGAAAAAUCUAUGAUUUCUUAAUCAAGGAGGGCUACAUCACUAAGGCCUAGGAGACCACAAAGGACUUUAGUUGUGGUUAGUUGUCUAAUAUAUGCUCAUUAUGUAACAGUGUUUUUAAUAGAUCCAAUUCAUUGCUGCUCAUUUGAAGUAUGUUGAAAAUUUUCAUUUGUUAAGUUCUUUUGUGUAUUUGAGUCUGAGUAUUAAAAGUAACAAAUCUCUGUCGCCUAGACCAGAGACCAUAUCAUGAAUGUGUUUCUUCUGUUACGAAUGUUUUUUUUUAUUUUUUAAAUAACAGGUAUUUUAAUCAUUAGCUCUAUUCAAACUGGUAGGUUUUGCUAGCUCUUGUUUCCACAGGAUCAUGAUGACAACAGUUACUAGUGAACUCCCAAAAUAUUGAUCCUCUAUAGUGCUACAGAUAGAAAAUGACGAUGAUGAUAAAUUUUAUUUCAGACACAAGAAAGAACAAAAUCAUUAAAGUAAAUAAAAGGAAAAGGAAAAAACACAACUUUAAAAGGAACAAUAGAACACUUCAAAACUUGUCUUUCUCACUUGUCAUUUGCUCUGAUCAGUGAGUCCUUACUACAUAGAUUAGCAUUAGCCACUGAACAUAGGGAAGACCUGCAGACUGAUGGGUGGUCUUUUCAGUGUUUUUGAACACAGUUUCGUAGUUUCACUGACUCGAUCCAUUCGGACUCUUCCAUGGGCACAUGGGUCUGGUGUGACAUGGGAGAACUGUUAUGAUAAUUACGCAGGCAGGCAUCAGGCCACCGGCCUCUGACAGGCUUAUCAGAGCAGAGAGCAGCCGCAGCUCCAACCUCAGCUAACAGCCUGAUUAGAACAGCAGAUUCACCCUUUGAUGAUAAGGGCAUGACGGCCGUGGAGGAGCGUCUGAACUGAAAUGCAGGGAUUGAAUCUGGAUUUACAAGGAUGUGAAAGAAGAAAUUUACUGCUCCGUGUGUCUUAUCAAAUCAAAAUUUCUAAACAAACGAGAAGCAACAGAGUGAAACUGCAGCUUUCACUUUUAGUCAUUUCACAGGACACAGUUUUCCUCAUGUCACACUUGAUGUCUUUACCCGUGCCUUUCCAUAAACUCAUCUGUGAU